Messenger RNA from Morus notabilis, 1554 nucleotides. Its product is annotated as PGR5-like protein 1B, chloroplastic. NCBI's taxonomy places the organism in Eukaryota, Viridiplantae, Streptophyta, Magnoliopsida, Rosales, Moraceae. Gene Ontology annotation, biological process: photosynthetic electron transport in photosystem I. The record is from RefSeq and is a predicted model, not a curated record. Gene Ontology annotation, molecular function: oxidoreductase activity, acting on iron-sulfur proteins as donors. Gene Ontology annotation, cellular component: chloroplast thylakoid membrane. The transcript is spliced from 11 exons. The coding region runs from base 154 to 1125 and encodes 323 amino acids.
CCUCCACACAUUCCACCAUUGCCUUAUCUCUUGAGUUCUCUUCCAUGUCUCUCUCUUUUCUUUCCCUCCAAACACACAAAAUAAUCAAUCCACUCCUCUUCACCUCCCUAGUCCCUGAAUCUGAGCCUCCAAUUCUUCUGUUGUUUCUCCAAAAUGGCUAGCAAGUUAGCCUUCACUUUGACAUCUCCAAGACGACCUUUCUCUUCACUUAUUCAAAGACCCUUUAAUCCUCUCUCUUCUUCUUCUUCGGCAAGAGUUCAGUCGUUUAACUUCAACGGACGACAAUUAUGCCUUCGUCGCAGGCUCUCUGUGCUAGUUCCCACUAAGGCCACUGCUGACCAAGAAGGCAAGGUUGAAGAAGAUGAGUUUGUUGACAGCAAAAUUUUGCCAUAUUGUAACAUAGACAAGAAAGAAAAGAAGUCCUUGGGAGAACUUGAGCAAGAAUUUCUUCAAGCUCUACAAGCAUUCUAUUAUGAGGGAAAAGCAAUAAUGUCAAAUGAGGAAUUUGAUAAUCUCAAAGAAGAAUUAAUGUGGGAGGGCAGCAGUGUUGUCAUGCUAAGUGCUGAUGAACAAAGGUUUCUGGAAGCUUCAAUGGCUUAUGUGUCCGGGAACAAGAUUAUGAGCGACGAAGAGUUUGACAAACUGAAACAAAGACUAAAGAGUGAAGGAAGUGAGAUUGUAGUCGAAGGUCCUCGAUGCAGUCUCCGCAGUAGAAAGGUUUAUAGUGAUUUGUCUGUUGACUAUCUCAAGAUGUUCCUAUUGAAUGUCCCGGCGGCCGUUGUUGCGCUAGGAUUGUUCUUUUUCUUGGAUGAUAUAACUGGAUUCGAAAUCACAUAUCUCUUGGAGUUGCCAGAACCAUUUAGUUUUAUUUUCACAUGGUUCGCCGCGGUGCCCCUCAUAGUCUGGCUAUCUUUGACAUUCACUAAUGCUAUUGUCAAAGACUUUCUGAUCUUAAAGGGCCCUUGUCCCAACUGCGGAACUGAGAACACCUCCUUCUUCGGGACCAUAUUGUCGAUCUCCAGUGGCGGUACGACCAACAAAGUAAAAUGCUCAAACUGUGCAACUGAAAUGGUGUACGACUCGAAUACCCGCUUGAUCACAUUGCCAGAAGGAAGCAGCGGUUGAUUUGCAGUUGACAAAUACAGGGAUAUAUAACAAGGUGCAGAGACAAAUGCAUUCUAUGGGAUAUAAAGCUUGUGUCACUGACUUGUUAAGGUGGAAGCCAAGGAUGUCACAAAUACCUGUAUUUAAUCCUUUUUGUGGGGAAGGGAAUUUUUCUUCAUUUUGUAGGGUUGAGCGACAUCUAAAGUAUGUUGUUAUGUGAAUAUUGUACAAUCUGUGUGUAUGCUUCUUUACAUACCCAACAAGCUUAUUUGUAAGGGGACCCAAAAAAAAAAAAAAAAACAGAAAAAAAAAAAGAAAGAUUUAAGGGACAGAGAACAUAACUAAGCAGGCUGGUCUCCACAAGAGAGAGUGUGUAAACAUCGUGAUGUAAUUCCGUUAGAUAAUAACAUCACAUGUACAAAUUCUUAGCUGCAGUUUUUUUUUUUUUUU